This is a messenger RNA of Helianthus annuus (common sunflower), 1422 nucleotides long. Its product is annotated as heat stress transcription factor A-8. The transcript is spliced from 2 exons. Gene Ontology annotation, cellular component: nucleus. Bases 188 to 1189 code for a protein of 333 amino acids. Gene Ontology annotation, biological process: regulation of transcription by RNA polymerase II. Gene Ontology annotation, molecular function: RNA polymerase II cis-regulatory region sequence-specific DNA binding; DNA-binding transcription factor activity. The record is from RefSeq and is a predicted model, not a curated record. NCBI's taxonomy places the organism in Eukaryota, Viridiplantae, Streptophyta, Magnoliopsida, Asterales, Asteraceae.
GGUAUCGGCCCAACCCUAUAUAUCCUUUCGCGACGGUUCCGUCCUCUCCUUCCCACUUCCUUCCCAACCCAACUUGUUCACCAAGUCUUCGUUUCCGUCAACGUAGGGCUUCAAUAACAAUCUCAGCCUCAAUUUGCAGAUAAUAAUAUCACAAAUCAAACCAAAUUGAAACCUCAAUCGUUCGAUUAUGGUGAAGAAAUCGACGGAAGCCGGUGGAUCAUCGAUUGCGCCUUUUCUGUUGAAGUGUUAUGAGAUGGUGGAUGAUCCGUUGACGGAUUAUUUGAUUUCGUGGAGUCGGACUGGUGAUAGUUUUAUUGUAUGGAAUGAGGCUGAGUUUACUUCUGAAUUGCUUCCGAAAUACUUUAAGCACAGUAAUUAUUCGAGUUUUCAGCGGCAACUUAAUAUCUAUGGAUUUAGAAAAACCGAUACAGAUCGAUGGGAGUUCGCGAACGACUGUUUCAUCAAAGACCAAAAGCAUCUAUUAAAGUCAAUCAACAGAAAGAAAGCAAUGAUCGUCACUUCUCAACAAAAAGUCACCCCUCAGAAAUCUCCCGAGCCUGAAGUCAACAACGUAAACCGACACGAAACAACCAGAUACACCAACUUAUGGAAAGAAGUCGAAAGUCUGAAAACUGAUAAAAACAUGUUAAUGCAGGAGCUCGUGAAACAAAGACAACAUCAAGAAACUUCAAAAACCAAAAUGUUGGUUCUUCGUGAACAACUAAAAGGUAUGGAAAAAAACCAACAUCAAAUGCUGUCGUUCAUCGUCAUGGCGAUGCAGAGCCCCGGUUUUAUCGCGCAUGUAUCUCCACCGGUACAAACGAAAAGUAAAACUAGAUUGAAGCCGGUUCUUCCUCAUGAAGGUGCGAUCGUGAAAUAUCAGCCACCGAUUGAACAACCGGCUUUGAUGUCUGAAGAUUCGCUUGAACUGGAUGAUCUUUUUAUGGAUUACGUACCUGGGCCUGCAUAUGAUGAUUCAACGGAGUUUUUUGACCCGUUAGUGUUACAUGAUCUCCCUGAUGGGGAUAAUAUGUUAGAUCAGCUUCUUUCUAGCCCUGUAGAGAAAAGUCAAACUUCAAUAAAUCUUGUUGAAGAUGAAGAACACGGGUUUAGUUUUUUGACCGAAGAGUUUGAGAAAUCGAUGAUUGUGUCACCCAGGAGGGGGACUUCACCGUACACUGAGAUUUGAUUGCUUGUAAAAGCGAACGUGGGAAUGUUGUUUUGCCUUCUCAUACGGUAUUAUUAGUGUUAUCAUCCGAUUAUUAUUAACUUUAGUAUUAUCAUGUCAAGUUUAUAUUGUUAUAAUCGCUUAUCAAGUUUCUAGCUUGUAAUGUUUUGUAUCAAAUCAUGGCCCUGUUAUAUUGGAAAUCUCGAGCUUGCUCGGGUUAUGAAUGUAUAUUAAGAAAGCGGUUAUAAUCCAAA